Saccostrea cuccullata (small rock oyster) is the source of this 4318-nucleotide messenger RNA. Its product is annotated as NPC intracellular cholesterol transporter 1-like. Gene Ontology annotation, molecular function: cholesterol binding; lipid carrier activity. Gene Ontology annotation, biological process: intestinal cholesterol absorption; cholesterol homeostasis. Gene Ontology annotation, cellular component: plasma membrane. The coding region runs from base 78 to 4064 and encodes 1328 amino acids. The transcript has 22 exons. NCBI's taxonomy places the organism in Eukaryota, Metazoa, Mollusca, Bivalvia, Ostreida, Ostreidae. The record is from RefSeq and is a predicted model, not a curated record.
CCAUCGUACGAUAUAGGUCUUGAGGACAAAGAUCGAGAAAACACACUGUUCACAUGUUAUUCUUCAUUUUUUGAUUUAUGGAUGCUGUAGCGUUAACAAAGACAACUAUGAAGAAAGAAUAUUUACGAUAUUCUAUUGUUCUGGUGUUCAUGAAAUGCACUUUUGCACAGAAUUCCGGCAAAUGUUCCAUGUAUGGGGAAUGUCUCGCCAGACCCACAGGAAAUUUGAACUGUAAAUAUGAAGGAUCACCAAAAGUAAUGAACGAAACAGAGGGGCUUGACAUUCUGCGGACAUACUGUCCAAAUCUGGUCACAAGCGAUCAACCAUUAACAUGCUGCGACUUGGACCAACUGAGAUCAUUCAAGAAGAACAUGGGUGUGCCAGAACAGCUUUUGCUCCGAUGUCCUUCUUGUUACUAUAACUUUCUAUACCUCUUUUGCUAUUUCACGUGCGAUCCCAACCAAGCAGACUUUGUCAAAGUAAAGGCAAAGAUGCAAAAUAUAUUUAACCCCACCGAUCCACGUGAAAUAAUAACGGCGGUGGAUUACCAUGUGAGUGAAGAUUACGUAUACGGAAUGUACAAUUCCUGCAAAGAUGUUCAAAUGCCAAGUACAAACGCAAAAGCCUUAGACGUCAUCUGUGGAAAACCUGCCGCUGAUUGCACUGUGCAGAACUGGUUGGACUUCAUGGGUUCUACUGCCAAUGGACAAACCCCAUUCACCAUCAAUUAUCACAUACAAAACACUUCAACAGCUGAUAUCCAUCCAAUGAACUACAGUACAACCCCUUGUUACAAAAAAUAUGGGAACUUGUCAGCAUGCAGUUGUCAAGAUUGCCAAUCUAUGUGUGCUCCCCUCCCGCCCCCUCCAAAGCCCAAAAUACCGUGUACUAUAGACGGAGUGGACUGUUGGUUUUUUGCAUCACUCGUUACCUUCAUCGUGUUUUCUUUCUUUUUCAUCCUCUUUGUCACAGUUUCUUUCUUUUAUAAACGUGGAACCUCUGGUGAAAAGGAAAAACAAAUAAAUAGAGACACUGAUGUGUAUAUUGUUGGUAAAAACAAAACAGAGAAGAAGGAGGCGUUCAAGGAAGAACCAAAAGGAAAUUGUUUUCAGAAAUGGGGUUUGUGGAUGGAAAGGAGUUUGGAGAGCAAUUUCAAUCGUUGGGGCAGGUUUUGUGCUUUGAAUCCUUUAAAGAUAAUCGUUGCUGGCAUCAUAUUGGGAGCUGUCUUUUCUGUUGGAAUAGUGAUGUUCAAAGUGACCACAAGUCCAGUAAAGCUUUGGUCAGCUGAAAAGAGCAGGGCCAGACUCGAAAAGAAUUACUUCGACAACCAUUUUGGACCAUUUUAUCGGACCGAGCAACUAAUCAUCACACGACCCGAAAACGCUACAGGUGUCAGACACGAAGUCCCUGGAAUGCAAUAUGGUCUUUACUGGAAUUACACCUCUAUAUUCGAUAAAGCCUUUCUACACAAGGUUCUGGAUCUUCAGCUAAGCAUUCAGAAUAUACAAGCAUACUACAAAGGAAAGAAAGUGACACUUCAGGACAUCUGUUUUCAGCCCCUGGCCCCUGACAAUACUCAAUGUACAAUUCAAAGUAUACUGGAAUAUUGGCAGAACAACCAUACAAGGCUAGAUAAAAUCAAAUAUGAUCAAUAUACACAUACCUUUCUACAAGGAGACUACUUGGAUCAUUUCUCUGAUUGCGCAAGAGCUCCGGCGUCUGUAUCAGACCAGCACCAUCUAGACAUGUCAUGUUUAGGAGCCAGUGGACAGCCAAUCUUUCCGUGGAUAUCUCUUGGAGGAUUCACAGGUGAGAAUUACAAUGAAUCCACCGCAAUGGUCAUCACUUUCGUUGUUAACAACCACGUCGAUGAAGCACAGAAUGAAAAAGCUAAGGCUUGGGAGAAAGAAUUUCUAAAUUUCAUGAAGAACUACUCCGACCCUGAUAUGAUCAUUGCUUAUUCAGCUGAGCGUUCCAUUGAAGAUGAAAUCCAGCGUGAGAGUGCUUCAGAUGUUUGGACGAUAGUUAUUAGUUACAUAGUCAUGUUUGGGUAUAUCAGUAUAACACUGGGGAACUUUGGACAAUGCUCAAGAUGCUUUAUUACUUCCAAAACGAGCCUUGGAUUGUGUGGAGUUUGCAUUGUACUGCUAUCUGUGUCCUCGUCCCUGGGUCUGUUCAGCUACUGUGGAGUUGCUGCCACACUAAUCAUCAUUGAAGUUGUUCCUUUCCUGGUUUUGGCUGUUGGAGUCGACAACAUCUUCAUCCUUGUACAAGCUUUCCAGAGAGAUGAAGCACAUGUUGGUGAGGAGCUUGAGGACAGAAUCGGAAGAGUCCUGGGGAAAGUUGGACCAAGCAUGCUUCUGGCCAGCUGUGCUGAAUCACUUGCUUUCUUCUUGGGUGCUCUGACUGAUAUGCCAGCAGUGCGAGUAUUUUCACUGUACUCAGCCAUGGCAGUUUUAUUAGAUUUCCUGUUUCAAAUAACUGUUUUUGUUGCAAUUAUGACUUUGGAUGCCAAAAGAGAAGAAAGCAGUAGACUGGAUAUUUGCUGUUGUGUACAACUGGAUAAAACAAAGAAAGAAAGAAACUCUGAAGGAAUUCAUUUUAAAGUAUUCAAAAACUUUUAUUCAAAGGCCUUGCUUUCCAAAGUUGUUCGACCAGUGGUGAUGAUAGUGUUUGUUGGAUAUUUCUGCUUCAGCGUAUCUCAGAUUCAUAAAAUAGAGAUUGGGCUUGAUCAAAAGCUUUCCAUGCCAGAUGACUCGUAUGUACUUGACUAUUUCGGGAACCUGAGUGAGUACUUACAUGUCGGGGCCCCGGUGUACUUUGUUGUUGAGGACGGUGUAGAUUACACAACAAAGGAAGGUCAGAACUUGGUCUGCGGGGCCACAGGUUGUCCCGAGGAUUCCGUGGCGGGUCAGAUUAGCACAGCUGCAAAACAAGCCAAAUACACUUAUAUUGCUCACCCGACGUCGGCAUGGAUAGACGACUAUUUUGAUUGGUUAAGACCUGGUGGAGAUCCCCCAUGUUGUCGGAUCUACAACAACUCCAGAGAUUUCUGUGCAGCCACAGUGGAUAACACAAGUUGUCUAACGUGUCCUGUUCGUGAAACUGUUGAUGGCCGGCCUGUCUCUCAAGACUUUAUGAAAUUUUUACCUUGGUAUUUAAAAGACAAUCCAGGGAUAAAAUGUGCAAAGGGGGGGCAUGCCGCAUAUGGGAGCGCAGUAAAUCUGAAAAAUGAUAAAAAGGCCGUUGGAGCCACUUAUUUCAUGACUUAUCACUCCAUAAUGAAAGAAAGCAAGGACUACAUCACUGGAUUAUUAGAAGCAAGGAGAGUAGCAGACAAUAUGACGACCAUGUUAAAAUUAAAAACAGGAGGGAAUUCGACUAAAGUCUUUCCGUACAGCGUAUUCUACGUCUUUUACGAGCAAUACUUGACGAUUGUUGAAGAUACGGUACAAAACUUGUGUAUAUGUGUUGCCGCCAUUUUUGUUGUGACCUUUGUAUUACUGGGAUUUGACAUCAUUUCCGCUUUGAUGGUGGUCAUGACCAUAACUAUGAUAGUGAUUGACAUUCUAGGAUUUAUGUCCUUGUGGAACAUCUCAAUAAAUGCCGUUUCAUUGGUCAACCUUGUUAUGGCUGUAGGAAUAUCUGUUGAAUUUUGUGCACACAUAACAAGGGCGUUCGCCGUCAGCAACCACGGAGACAAAGUCGAAAGAGCAAAAGAUGCAGUUGCUCACAUGGGCAGUUCUGUAUUAAGCGGUAUUACGCUGACAAAAUUGGGCGGAAUUAUAGUCCUAGCCUUCGCAAAAUCGCAGCUUUUCCAGGUGUUUUAUUUCAGAAUGUACUUAGCAAUUGUCGUUUAUGGUGCUACUCAUGGAUUGAUAUUUCUACCGGUCUUGUUAAGCUACAUUGGUCCACCAGUGAAUAAAGCCAAAUUAAAUAGUAAAGAAUCGUUAGAAGAAAAUGGACAUUUACGUGCAAAUGGACAUACCAAUCAUGCAUAUGUUGAUGUUUCUGACUUUAUUGAACCAAAAAGUUUUAAGAAAUUAGAAAAUUCACAUUUAUGAACACUUAUUAUAUUAUGAAAUAUUUAUUUGUGCGUAUGACAUUUACAUAGUAUGUUUAUGUGAAAUGGAAAAGUCAAAUACAUUAACAGGAACAAACCAUUUCGAACAAUGAACUGAUAUUAAUGGCGAGUAUAUAAAAACAAUGGUAUUUUUGUAAAUAUGAACGAAUGAAGUGAGUUUUUAUGCGGACUGGAUUGAAAUCCAACUUAACUAAGUUUGCUUAUCUUAGAAAUCUUGAAUAUCUGUUAUUAACU